Molecule: messenger RNA, 462 nt
Organism: Ostreococcus tauri
Lineage: Eukaryota; Viridiplantae; Chlorophyta; Mamiellophyceae; Mamiellales; Bathycoccaceae
Product: unnamed product
Exons: 1
Coding region: 1-462 (153 amino acids)
Biological process (GO): intracellular protein transport; granum assembly
Cellular component (GO): chloroplast stroma; chloroplast envelope
Source: RefSeq, a predicted model, not a curated record
AUGUCGUUCUCCACCGUCUCUCGCGUCACGUUGCGAUCGUCCUUCGUCGGCGUCGCCGCGAAACGCCGCGACGCGGUGAAGAUCUCUCGCGUGACGAACGGCGCGCGAUGCUUCGCCUUCUUCUCGCGAUUUCGCCCCGACGCCGAAUCCGCGGGCAUCGUCGGCGCGCAGGGACGAGACGAUUACGACCGAGACGACGUGGAACAUUACUUUAAUUACAUGGGAUGCCUCGCGGUGGAGGGGACGUACGAUCGAAUGAACGCGCUGAUCGAGAGCGGGAAGCACCCGAUCGAUAUCAUCCUGCUCUUCGCCAGCGCGGAGGGGGACACGCCGAAGAUUGAAGAGAUCUUGAAGGCGGGCGCGGAUAAGACGGUGGUAGAUUUGGAUGGGAAGAGCGCGAAGGAUUUGGCUGGGAAGGCGAACCCGGGGAAACGAGACGCCGUGCUGGAACUGUUGGCGUAG